This is a messenger RNA of Capronia epimyces CBS 606.96, 873 nucleotides long. RefSeq lists its product as uncharacterized. The transcript has 3 exons. Lineage: Eukaryota; Fungi; Ascomycota; Eurotiomycetes; Chaetothyriales; Herpotrichiellaceae. Bases 1 to 873 code for a protein of 290 amino acids. Gene Ontology annotation, cellular component: endoplasmic reticulum membrane. Gene Ontology annotation, biological process: protein folding. The record is from RefSeq and is a predicted model, not a curated record.
AUGGGGUCUACACAAUUUGGAAAAUUCCAGGACUUCUGUCGCGACUCGACACUUCCCAUAUGCAAUAUCCUCACAAAUAACAAUCAACCUCCGGGAAAAAACUAUGGCGGCUGCAUCCUUCGCGGCAUCACGCUGAGUAACAACAGAAAUCUCGCCAACCUCGGUUCCAUACUAUUCUGCGGUAUCGCAAUCCUGGUAACGGCAUUCCUGCUAUGGCGAACAGAGCGGAAAGCGGCGGCAGUCGGUCGCCGAGAAAUGCAGUUGUUUCUGCUUGGAUUUUUUGUCAUCGAGAUAUGCGAGAUCUUCACCGUGGGCGGCUUUCCACUGGACAACGAUGUGCGCAAGGGCUUCACAGCUGUUCACCUGGCAGCCAUUACUGCGACGACCUGGUUAUUGCUAAUGAACGCUGUGGUUGGGUACCAGUUGCUUGACGAUGGCACGCCAUUGUCGCUAGGUCUGAUCGGAGGAAGUGCCCUGGCCCUCUUUAUUGGAACAGGAUAUAUCGCGCUCGACACGGCAUUCUCUUGGACUGGAUACUGGGAUUCGUCGCUUCACCCGCCCCACCGCAACAUUGCGCUCUAUGUGCUUUACCAGCUGGCGCCUUUGGUCUUCAUGUUCUUCUUCUUCGUUUUCGAAUCAAUACUCGUGCUAAGGGUCCUCGGGGAGACAAAACCAAUGGUUUAUCUGGUUGCGGCUGCGCUACUCUUCGCCAUAGGGCAGAUUUUCGAAUAUGUGAUAUCGGUCCACAUCUGCAACCCCACUCACGGAAAGAUCAACGGCGCCCUCUUCGAAACUCUGUUUACAUUGCUGAGUGUUGUUGCAGUGUUCGUGUUCUGGUCCUCUAUCACCGAAGACGACUGGCCUAUACAGUAA